Messenger RNA from Populus euphratica (Euphrates poplar), 1975 nucleotides. RefSeq lists its product as uncharacterized. Lineage: Eukaryota; Viridiplantae; Streptophyta; Magnoliopsida; Malpighiales; Salicaceae. The transcript has 6 exons. Bases 212 to 1744 code for a protein of 510 amino acids. The record is from RefSeq and is a predicted model, not a curated record.
AGGCUACAAGUGGUGUCACAUUAGCAUUCCUCAUGGUAAAUGUCUCGUAUUAAAAAACAAAGUAAAGGUUCGUUGGACAAAUCCAAAAACAGAGAGACGGUUGUGGGCUGUGGUGAUCUUCCUCUUCCUUGAUCACCACCUCUACUUGUCAUCGUGGCGGUGGGGGUGGCUGUAACGGCCAAGAACAAGUUAUUAUCAUUAAUAAAAAGGGAUGGCAUAUAGGAGAAGACAUGGAAUUACCAGGACAUCAACAUUCAAAGAAGAGAUUCAUCACCCACCAGAACAAGACAACCACCAUGAAAACAUCAACAAAAAUACUAACAUCAAUGACGACACUUUUCUUAUAACAUCUUCUUCAUCUUCAUCUCUGGCUGCUCAGGCUAUUAGGGCAUCUGCUGCUCAUCGGGAAUCAUCCCUUUCUUCUGCAUAUGCUGGAGAUUCUAUCUCUCGGAGAUCGAAGGUGUUUGGUGCAUACGAGGACAAACCGGGAACAAAUGAUUCGAAAGGGUUUUGGGGUGUCCUUGCUCGGAAAGCAAAAGCGAUUCUCGAGGACGAUAAUAUGUCUCAACAAUUUGAAACGCCAGAAAGGUCAAGGUUCCAGAUGCCAGAUUCCUCUGCAGGUGGUCAGUAUUCAUACCGGACACCUGAGGGCUUCAGGAAAAUGGAUAAUCCUGCAAUACGAAAGGGCUUGGAUAAGAUUACAUCUUCCCUUAAUCAAAUUGGUGACACCUUUGAAAAGGCUUUCGAGGAAGGUCGCACUAUUGUGGAAAAUAAGACAGCAGAUAUCAUCCAAGAAACUCGCAAACUGCAAAUUAGGCGAAAAGGUCCCGAGGCAUAUACUCAAAGUCCUGGUGCAAAUAGUUCGUGGAUGCAACAACAGACACAACCUCUGAACCAUGAGAAUCAACUGAAGGCAUCUCGCGACGUUGCCAUGGCUACUGCUGCCAAAGCAAAACUUCUUCUUCGGGAACUAAAAACGGUUAAAGCAGACAUGGCUUUUGCUAAACAAAGAUGUUCACAGCUGGAAGAAGAGAAUAAAAUGCUUCGGGAGAGCCGUGAAAAGGGCAGCAGUGUUGACGAUGAUGAUCUGAUCCGCCUUCAACUGGAGACACUUUUGGCUGAGAAAGCUCGUCUAGCACAUGAGAAUUCCGUGUAUGCUCGCGAGAACCGCUUUCUGAGAGAGAUUGUUGAAUACCACCAACUUACAAUGCAGGAUGUUGUUUAUUUGGACGAAGGCAGUGAAGAAGUUACCGAAGUCUAUCCCUUCACGAAGAUGCUUUCUGUUUCCCCACCUUCUCCCACCUCACCUUCAGAUAUCACAUUAAGUUCACUAUUGGAAAAGGAAAUCUGUCCCGUCCCUGACCUCCCGCAAGAAACACAGGAGGUUUCAGAAAGUGAUGCCCCGCCAAAUGCAGGUAUACCGUUACUCAAGGAGGAGGAGGAGGAGGAGGAAGAAGAAGAUACAGGAAGCGAUGCCCCCCCAAGUGCAGGUGUACCUGCACUCAAGGAAGAAGAAGAUGCAGGAAGCGAUGACCCCCCAGGUGCAGGUAUACCUGCACUCAAGGAAGUAGAAGAUACAAGAAGUGAUGCCCCCCCAGGUGUUGGUCUCCCUGUACUUGAGGAAAAAGAAGAGGAAAAACUGAUCCCUUCAAACAAGGAAGAAGAAGAAGAAGAAGAAUGUACUCCAAAGUCUGCAGCGCACAAGGAGGAAAAAGCAAAAACACCCUCAGCACGUAUGGCGUAAAUAAGUAGUCAUAUUCAUCUCUGGCAUUCUGUUGUCUCGACUCAGAUUGGGUUUCUUACCGUUUAUGUCUUGGUUGUGUUUGAUAAAGCCAAGGUUUUUGGGGGAGAUUUUUUUUCUUGGGCAAACAUUCUUUAAUGUUUUAUGAAUGUAAUUGUUUAUGCAAUUGCGUAUUUUUUAUCAAAUAAAAAGUCUGAUUUUCCUUUUUCCAGAUAACAAACAAACUUGGAAUUA